AUGGCCCCUCUCCCACCUCAGUUCGAAAUUCGCGUUCUUGGACCAGAACACGAGGAAUGGGCUCGGGCAAUUUGUAUUCAUACAAAUCUAUUCCACUCCCCACUCUGGCCGGUUGUUUAUCCCGAGAACAAGGUCCAACGAGCCUAUCAGGCUUUCAGGCAUUCGCACUAUUUAAUCAAGCACCAAAUCGACUCCGGGAAGUCACUUGGUAUCUUCGACAAGGAAUACCAGUACAAGCGACCCGAGUCUGCAGCCACGGGAGGCAAGCUGUACUGGAAUCUAGAUGAUGAAAAUGUCACCGAAAGCGAUCUUGCAGAGCAGAUGGACUUCCCACUAGUCUCAAUUGCCAUGGCCUACGAUGGCAUCGACGAAAUAGAUAUCGAUGGGAUAAAACCCCUGAUAGCAGUACUGCCUUUGUUUGAAACAGUCUACCACGGCCUCGGGGAGCUAGACCAGCGCGAUCCUGCGUCGUGGAAGCCCACUGCCCGUGGACAAGUGCUGAUGCGCAAUGCUACAAACACCGUCCAAUCUUAUACUGGUCAUGGGCUUAUGCGACUGCUGGCUGAAGAGAUGAUGAGACGUUCGGCGGCUGAAGGUUACCGAGGUAUCCAGAUCGAGAGUCUUUCUGGGGCUGUGCAGAAGGUGUGGUCGAACCCGCCGGCACCCUUCAAGGGGACUAUCAUCGCGCAGUUUCACACAACCACAUACGAAGAGAAAAAUGCGUCAGGGGAGGUUGUGUAUCCGUUCCGACCGGCGAGUGUGAAUGUUUCUAAGAUCUUUGUCGACCUCCGGGCUGAAUAA
This is a messenger RNA of Penicillium expansum, 801 nucleotides long. RefSeq lists its product as uncharacterized. Bases 1 to 801 code for a protein of 266 amino acids. The transcript has a single exon. NCBI's taxonomy places the organism in Eukaryota, Fungi, Ascomycota, Eurotiomycetes, Eurotiales, Aspergillaceae. The record is from RefSeq and is a predicted model, not a curated record.